AUGGCUGGACAAUUGGGUUGGGGUAUUAUGGAAGAAAGCUGGAGGAAAGGUCCUUGGACAGCUGAAGAAGAUAAGCUUCUUAUUGAAUAUGUCAGGUUACAUGGUGAAGGUAGAUGGAAAUCUGUUGCUAGGCUUGCUGGGCUAAAGAGGAAUGGAAAGAGUUGCAGGCUAAGGUGGGUGAAUUAUUUAAGGCCAGACCUUAAAAGAGGCCAGAUAACCCCAUAUGAAGAGAGUCUGAUCCUUGAGCUACAUUCAAGGUGGGGAAACAGGUGGUCAACAAUAGCAAGAAGCUUACCUGGAAGAACUGAUAACGAGAUCAAGAACUAUUGGCGAACCCAUUUCAAGAAUAAGCCCAAGCAUGUACUUGUAACUCCGGUCAAGCAAAAGCUCGAACAUUUAGAAGGCAACGAUUUCAACAGCAGCAAUCCUGCAACAGCAAGAACAAGAACAUCAGAGUCUGCUACAACAACAUCAGUAGUUACAAUCGAACCAAUUCAACAUGAAAAGGAUCAUGUCGUUGCUCGAUGAAACGGAGCAUAAAGUUCCAUAUGCAUAACAAAUUAUGGGUACUGAUUCAUACCCCAACACAACAACAACAACAAAUCAAGAACAAGGCAUGCACAAUUUGGGAUGGUUUAUGGGAGACUCGGAUGAUAAGAAUUUAUAUGGGAGUUUCGAUGCUGCAUGUGCAACAAACUUGCACAAUUUGGUGAUCCCU
Molecule: messenger RNA, 718 nt
Organism: Hibiscus syriacus
Lineage: Eukaryota; Viridiplantae; Streptophyta; Magnoliopsida; Malvales; Malvaceae
Product: MYB-like transcription factor EOBI
Exons: 3
Coding region: 1-528 (175 amino acids)
Biological process (GO): regulation of DNA-templated transcription
Cellular component (GO): nucleus
Molecular function (GO): DNA-binding transcription factor activity; sequence-specific DNA binding
Source: RefSeq, a predicted model, not a curated record